Lachancea thermotolerans CBS 6340 is the source of this 474-nucleotide messenger RNA. RefSeq names its product Spc19p (gene SPC19). The transcript has a single exon. Gene Ontology annotation, biological process: attachment of spindle microtubules to kinetochore. The record is from RefSeq and is a predicted model, not a curated record. The coding region runs from base 1 to 474 and encodes 157 amino acids. Lineage: Eukaryota; Fungi; Ascomycota; Saccharomycetes; Saccharomycetales; Saccharomycetaceae. Gene Ontology annotation, cellular component: spindle microtubule; DASH complex.
AUGACUGAAAGUCUCAGCCAAUGUUGCGAUGCGCUGGAAUCGGCGGUGGAGCUGCUGAGUGGGACCGUAUCGAAGCUGGAAAAUCAGUCAAACCUCAGCAAUCAGCUUACAAUGAGUUUACUCCAACCACGCCGCGUUUUUGAGCUCAUACCAGAGUACGACAUCCAGAGAGCCAAGCUCGACCUGAUUGAGGAGGUGGAACCGCUGGUGAAGAGCUUGAGUGGGAAGUUAUCCAAAAGUCUUGUUAAACUGGAGCGUGAACGAGACACUCUGCAGCAAACGCUUGAGCUCAACUCGCUGCGACUCAAUAACCAAUUCAGCGGCGAGGAAAUGUCGGAUCCCGACGUCAGCUCAGAUUUGGUGAUCAUGACCUCGUCCACUACCGAAGAACUAGACCAGUUGAAAAAGCUAAAGGCACAGAAAGCACAACUUAUCAGCAGUAUACAGGAGAUACAGAGCGGUGAGCAAGGAUAG